Molecule: messenger RNA, 924 nt
Organism: Tetrahymena thermophila SB210
Lineage: Eukaryota; Ciliophora; Oligohymenophorea; Hymenostomatida; Tetrahymenidae
Product: bromodomain protein
Exons: 3
Biological process (GO): chromatin remodeling
Molecular function (GO): protein binding
Source: RefSeq, a predicted model, not a curated record
AUGAGCAAAGGCAAGAAAGAUAAAUUAGAUUUAACAGUGGCAUUAAAUAAUGUACUAAACGAUAUAAUAGUUCAGGAUCCUUAGCAAAUAUUUUAUCUUCCUGUUGAUACUAAGCUGUUUUUUGAUUAUACAAAGAAAAUAGCAAAGCCUAUGGACUUAUAAACCAUGCAAAAAAAAAUUAAAAAGUAUGUAGGCUAUAAAGAAUUUGAAAACGAUCUUAAUCUGAUUUGGAGUAAUUGUAGAAUCUACAAUUAAGAAAAUAGUGACAUAUAUAAAGCAUCUUUAAGAUUGGAAAGAUUAUCAAAAAAGUCAUUAAAGGAGCAUCUUCUACCUUUUAAAGCUCAUUAUAGAUUUGAUGAGAAUGGAGUUCCAAUUAAAAAAAGAAAAUACAAUCGUGUGAAGGAUUCGUUAAACUCAAGUUUGAUUUAAACAAAUGGAAAUUAAAACUAUUAAUAUGCAUCAUCUUAUGGUAUUCCUUCCAGAAAAACAUCCUUAAGUGUAGAUAAAAAAGAAAAAAGAGGCUCUAAAGGAGUAGCAAAAUUGGCAAAGGCUAUAAAGAAAGGGAAAAAGCAAGAUUUGUUAGGAUUAAAAAAAGCUCAAUAAAUACCAGCUCUCCCUUAGAAUUUAAUAUUUGACAAAAAAACUAUAAUUCACCCUCCUAAAUCUUCAAAUUACAACUGUAUUGUGAUAGGAUUGCAAUAAUAAAUCUAAUCUAAAGAAAAUCUUAUUACUGAAGAUGAUAAGUAAUUUUUGAAGUAGAAGGUUGUGAAUUUUUCGUAAGAAGAACUCUUUAAAUGCAUUAAAACAAUAUAAGAAUAUGAGCCUUAGCACAUUUCCUAGCAAUCAAAAGAACACUAUAUUGUUAAUUUUAAUACACUCACUAAAAUGGUUUUUAAUAAAAUAAAAGAAUAAUUUUCAUUAUGA